Messenger RNA from Fimicolochytrium jonesii, 3860 nucleotides. RefSeq names its product Oxysterol-binding protein-domain-containing protein. Lineage: Eukaryota; Fungi; Chytridiomycota; Chytridiomycetes; Spizellomycetales; Powellomycetaceae. Gene Ontology annotation, molecular function: sterol binding; protein binding. The coding region runs from base 99 to 3617 and encodes 1172 amino acids. Gene Ontology annotation, biological process: piecemeal microautophagy of the nucleus; exocytosis; endocytosis. The transcript is spliced from 6 exons. Gene Ontology annotation, cellular component: cytosol; intracellular membrane-bounded organelle; nuclear envelope. The record is from RefSeq and is a predicted model, not a curated record.
GGCUUGCAAAAACACCUUCCAGAUCUACAGACCAUACCGAACCAGCUUCCCUAAAUCUAACUCCCUCCCUUCAUAUAUCACAUAUCAUCCCGCGUCGAAUGGCCGCAAACGCACCGUCCCCGACUUUCGGGAAAGUCGCCGACGACUCCGUCAAACAUCUCCACCUCGUCGACGCCCUCCGCUCCCACGACGCCACCGCCAUCGCCGACGCCGUCCGCAACCUCCCGCCCAUCACCCCCACCUCGCCCACGCCCGCGUACGGCAGCCCGCUCCAACUCGCCAUCUCUCUCUGCUCGACCACCGUCAUCGAGCGGCUCGUCGCUUCCUUUCCCGAUUUGAUCCCGACCUGGAUCAAUUCACGAGCAAUGCCCGGUGGGGAGACGCCGUUGCAUGUCGCGGCGAGGCUGGGGAGGGCGGAUGUGGUGGAGGUUUUGUUCAAGAUGAGGGAUGUGAACGAUACGGUGCGGGAUGCGCAUGGCAGGACCGCGGAUGAGGUGGCAAAGACAGAGAGGGUCGCGCAGUUGAUUUUGGCCCACCGAACCCAAUUCGCAAACUCAACGGUCUCCAAAGUCCGACAUAACGUGCUCAAGUGGUCGACGAAAGCUGUCAUGGAGACCUUCCAGAAGAGCCCGCGAGCCGAAGCCUACUUGUCCAUGGGAUGGAUUGACAUCAACGGGCCCAUCGAUAGCGACAAGGAACUGAGCUUGUUGCAUUUCGCUGCACAGGCGGAUGACAUUGAGCUUGUUGAGUGGGCUUUGAGACAUGGAGCGGACCCAGGUGUCAAGGAUCGGAAGGGAAAGAAACCCGUCGACUUGUGUCCGAAACACGGCAGCCGAACAAAGGACCGUCUGAAGCGGGCAAUAGCCCAGGCGCCCAUCAUGUCUGGAAGUCUCCCCCAGGCAACGUCCUCCACCGCCGGCGCACCGAACGCAGCGGCCGCACCGUCGCAGCGCGGCACUCUCUUCAAAUGGACCAACUACGCGGUGGGCUACAAACCGCGCUACUUUGUUCUGGAGCACGGCAUCUUCUCCUACUACAAGACUGUCACCGAGUACCCUCUCGCAUGCAGAGGCUCCAUCUCCACUAUGAUCGCCUCGGUGUCCUUGCCGGAUCCCACCGACAAGAGCCGGUUCGACGUCAUUGGGAGGGGGGGAGUGCUGUACAGCCUCAAAGCGCGGAGUCCAGCCGACGCCAAGAAGUGGGUUUGGGCGCUGAUGGAGAGCAAGAAAUUCAUGGUCGAUCGCGCAAAGGAAGAUGGAGCGUCCGCGCGAACCAGUCUGGAGGAUCUGAGACGUAAUGUCAACUGGUCCGAUGCGAAUAAUGAUGGUGAUGAUGAUGACGACAAGACGGGAGAUGAGAAGGAAGGGAGGCUGUCGACUGGGUUCAGAGCGUACCCGCCCGCCAUCGCCGUUUUGCCGGAGGGAGAAGGGGACGCUAGCGGGAUCUUGGCUCAUAUGCAAACGUCCGGCGGAGACGACGUUUUGGAAAAAUCGUUCGACCAAGGCAAGAAUUUGCACACGGUCGCGGAUUUGCUGCAGGUGCAGCUGGACGCUCAGCAGAAAGUCGUGCAGUCUCUUCUCACCGCCUUGGGAGACUCCAAGAAAGAAUCCGCCCAUCCAGCGCUGGGAAAUCUCGAUGUGGAGGAGCUCUCUUCCCUUAUUCAGAGCUCAUCGAAACACAUUAACGAGAUUGUCACGUCACUUCUGCAGAGGACUGAGAGCCGGGAAAAGAUGUGGACUAGGCGAUGGAAACGUGAGAGAGACGACCGAAUCAGAUGGCAGGACGUUGUGCAAAAGAUUUUGGGUGAUGAAGCUCUCGCCGCAGGCCAUCAGCCCGCGUCCCUUGCUGUCCCAUCGGGGCUCGGGUCAGACAACGCGUCCAUGCUGAGUUCCGUCGCUGCAGACACGGACGAGGAGUAUGAAGAUCCCGCAGAAGAGCGUGACGUCUUCUUUGACGCCGAGGACGACAUCUCCGGAAUGACAAACUACGAAUCCAUGAGCCGCAGAGGUUCCAGACACCCCAACGCGGCAAACCUCGCCGCGAGCAGCAACGGGACCGCCGCCACGCUCUCACGCACCUCCCAGGCCCUCAGCACGGUCCUCCCGCACGCACCCACCACCGUGUCCAGCAUCUCCAAAUCCCUCGAAAAGUCCAACUACGGCUACCCCGCCACUUACCGCACCCUACUCCCCCUGGACCCGUCCAAACCCAAACCCUCGCUAGCCAUCUGGUCCUUCCUCCGCUCCGCCAUCGGCAAAGACCUGACCAAAAUCACCCUCCCGGUCUUCUUCAACGAGCCGCUGAGCAUGCUGCAGCGCAUGUGCGAGGACAUUGAGUACGUCGAGCUCCUCUCCCUCGCCAGCUGUGUCGGGCGCGGAACGCAGCCGGGCAGCGUGCCCGUGUCCGAAACGGCCCAUAAGACAGCGGCGACCCUCGGUGUCGAUGUGGCCGAGAUGGCGGCCAUGACGGGCGAGGACGCGAGUCUGAGACGUUUGAUGUAUGUCGCGGCGUAUGCUAUGAGCAAUUACUCGAGUACGCUGGGAAGAGUGCAGAAACCGUUCAAUCCGAUGCUGGGUGAGACUUUUGAGUUGGUUAGGCAGGAUAAGGGGAAUCUGCGGUACUUGUCUGAGCAGGUUUGCCAUCACCCGCCAAUCAGCGCCUGCCACUGCGAGUCCCCCGAAUACACCUUCUGGACCGAAGUCAACGUCAAGUCCAAGUUCUACGGAAAGUCGCUUACCGUGCAGCCCAUGGGCAUCUGUCACGUCCGACUGCCGGUCUACACGCCCGGCUCGGCGGAUGUGCAGGAGACGGAGCAUUAUACAUGGAAGAAGGUGACGACGAAUGUGAAUAAUGUGAUUGUGGGGAAGCUAUGGAUGGAUCAUGUUGGUGAUAUGGUGAUCAAGAACUGGCGCACCGGCGAAGAAUGCACGGUCACCUUCGUCUCCAAAGCGGGCGGCGGCUGGUUCGGCAGCGGCAAAAAGGCGACUGACAACGAGAGCGCCGGCGGCGAGAUCACCGGGUUCGCCAAAGACCGCAACGGCACCAUCAAAUGGUCCCUCUCUGGCCGCUGGGACACCGAACUCCACGCCACACCCACCACCGGUGGCGGCGCACCGCUCCCCCUCUGGAAAGCCGCCCCGCUCCCCGCCACCGCCGCCGCCAACUUCCACUUUACAACCUUCGCCACCACCCUCAACGAACUCACCCCGACCCUCGCGCGCAUCCUCCCCCCAACCGACUCCCGCCUCCGCCCCGACCAACAGGCCAUGGAACGCGGCGACUGGGACGUGGCCAACAAACUCAAAGAAGACAUCGAGCUCCUCCAACGCGACCGGCGUCGGGACCUCGUCGAGACUUUCGAACGCACGGGCAAACCCUCGGGCCCGGACGCGCGCGGGAUCGACGUGGGAGAGAAGUGGUGGGUGCCGCGCUGGUUCGUCAGGGAGCUGGACCCGGAUUCCGGCGAGGAGCAUUGGAAGUUCGAUGGCGGGUAUUGGCGGGAGAGGGAACGCGUUGUGGAGGGCGACAACAACGCGGAGAAGAGGAAGAUGGACACCGCCGCCGCCGCGUGGCCCGCGUAUGUGCUGGACAUUUUCGGGAUUGGGGAGAAGAGGUGAUUUGGGAAACGUUGGAAGACCUUUCCCGUCUGUUUUUUUUCCUUGUCUUCUCCCAUGCCCGAACACGACCCCGUUUUUACAUCCAUUUCGGUUAGAUCCAUCUGUACAUAGGGACGUCGAGAAUGUAAUCUAGGCUCCCCCCAUCCCCGUGUAGAUACGGUACUAUUUCAUGCCCAUUCAAUGAGAACUAUCAUUUGAAACACCACAGUCAAGUGACAAACACAGCGUUGGAAGGCGACGGAC